This is a messenger RNA of Ruditapes philippinarum (Manila clam), 1238 nucleotides long. Its product is annotated as somatostatin receptor type 3-like. Lineage: Eukaryota; Metazoa; Mollusca; Bivalvia; Venerida; Veneridae. The coding region runs from base 25 to 1071 and encodes 348 amino acids. The record is from RefSeq and is a predicted model, not a curated record. The transcript has a single exon. Gene Ontology annotation, biological process: G protein-coupled receptor signaling pathway. Gene Ontology annotation, cellular component: plasma membrane. Gene Ontology annotation, molecular function: G protein-coupled receptor activity.
UAUAAAAUACAUAUACGUGCAAGUAUGGAAUAUUUCAGCGGAUUUAAUGAAAGCAUUUUUAACUUAACAUUUUAUGGUGACCUCAAUCAUACAUGGUUUCUUUUCCCACCGCCGCCGCCACCACCAACUAUGCACAGCGACAUUUUAAGAUAUUUCAAGAAAUAUGCAUACCUUAUUACAUGUAUUGUCGGAAUCUUGGGAAAUAUCAUUAUUUUCCUCAUGUAUACAAGGACAAAGUUGAAAGCGCCGUCGACAGCCAGAUACUUAGCUGCGGUCGCUGUGGCCGAUUCCGGCUUCUUACUCGUUGUAAUGUGCGUAAAUUUAGAAGAGUCUUACAGAAUUCGUGUACACACAGUGAUAGGACCGUGUCAGUUGAUCACAUUUGGUGAUCAUGCAUUCUCCUUCCUGUCAAGGUGGUACCUUACGGCUGUUAUUGUUGAGAAAUUUAUAGGAGUUAUGUGGCCACGUAAGAAAACUAAAAUGUGCACGGUUUUCCGUGCGAAAUGUGUCAUCAUUUGCCUAGCCGUUAUGGGAAUAGUGUGCUACUUAUAUACAACUUGGUUCAUUGGAGUAUACGGUGACCCACCUAUGUGUAGACUGAUUUAUAGUAACAAACAAGUGUUUGAAUCAUGGAAAGUUCUUUCAAAAGUGGAUGCAAUAAUAAAUUUUGUUAUUCCGUAUUUAACAAUAUUCAAUUGUACAUGGAUGAUUGCGUUUGGUAGUUGGGAUUUCCGCAAGCGGUCUCGAGAAUGGUAUCUGAGACAAAGGAGAGCCGCAGCACCGGAAGUAAAAGAGUUUAAGACAACACCGUUACUGAUUACAUUAGCAACAGUUACACUUAUUCUUAGCGUACCUAAUAGUGUCAUGAGAAUCUUGGCAAUUUCCGACGAUUUUGUUCCGACAAUGACAUCUAUGUUCCUAAUGAUAUUGUUUCAUUACUUUGUUGUUCUAAAUAGCGCAAUUAAAAUUUGUAUUUAUUUGCUGUCAUCAAAAACUUUCGCUCGUCAAGUUGGAAAACAAUUUUGCUCUAUAAAAGACACCUGCAAGAAAUCAAAUACAACAACUGAAUAGUAGGAGUAUUUAAAUCAAAGGUGCGCAUGUUUUUCUUCACCAACUAUAUAUAGUUUACAUUGUAGCAAUUUUUAGCACAAUUAUUAUAUACAAGUUUGACUACACGUACAUGUUAAAUUCGUUGCUCCGGCUUUUGUAAAUGUUGGUUCUGAAUCAUUAAAAUGACC